AUGUCGACCGAAACCACCACUACCAACAACAACAACAACAACAACAUACCAGACACAUCCGCCACAGAGCGCCAUGGCUACCUCUUCGGCCACCCAAUCGCACACUCCAUGUCGCCGCUGCUGCACAAGACCGUGUACGACAGCCUAGGCCUAGACUGGGCACAGUAUCCCCUCGACUCGACAGACAUGUCGCUGUUCCUGCGACUGAUCAAGGACCCGCAAUUCUACGGUGCAUCGGUGACUAUGCCGCAUAAAGUGGCUAUACUGCCGCAUCUCGAUGGCUUGACGGAGGAAGGUCGCGAUGUCGGGGCUGUGAAUACCCUGUUCGUCCAGCAGGACCCUCUGACGGGCAACAGAGUAUACAUGGGCACCAACACCGAUGUGAUUGGCAUUCGCGACGCCUUUGCCUACAACGUCGAUGCGUUCAUGUAUGAGAACAGGCCUGCGCUGGUCAUUGGCGGCGGAGGCGCAGCAAGAAGUGCAGUCUAUGCGUUGCGGAAAUGGAUGAAAGCCAGCGCUAUUUAUCUCGUCAAUAGAGACGCAUCCGAGGUUGAGGCUGUAAUCAGUGAAUGCCAAUCCCGCGGCUACGGCGACUCGCUCGUUCACGUCUCUACUAUCUCACAAGCCCAGCAUCUACCCGGCGUCGGCGCAAUAGUAGCAUGCGUGCCAAACUUUCCGCCUGUUACGCCCCAGGAACUCGAGGCCCGCAACAUCCUUUCUUGUUUCCUGCAAAAGUCGCACAAGGGUGCGCUGCUGGAAAUGUGCUACCACCCUUCGCCUUGGACCGAGAUUGCUGCCAUCGGCAAGAGCGAGGGCUGGCAGGUUGUGCUGGGAACUGAAGCCCUGAUUUACCAGGGACUCGAGCAAGAUCGGUAUUGGACAGGGAAGGAGGUUAGCGAAAUGCCUGUUGAAAAAGUGCGGCACGCGAUUGCGAACAAGCUGAAGGAAGCGAAGCUAUAG
Exserohilum turcica Et28A is the source of this 960-nucleotide messenger RNA. RefSeq lists its product as uncharacterized. NCBI's taxonomy places the organism in Eukaryota, Fungi, Ascomycota, Dothideomycetes, Pleosporales, Pleosporaceae. The coding region runs from base 1 to 960 and encodes 319 amino acids. Gene Ontology annotation, biological process: shikimate metabolic process; chorismate biosynthetic process. The transcript is spliced from 3 exons. The record is from RefSeq and is a predicted model, not a curated record. Gene Ontology annotation, molecular function: shikimate 3-dehydrogenase (NADP+) activity.